This is a messenger RNA of Cuscuta epithymum, 1492 nucleotides long. The record is from the annotation of a GenBank genome assembly. Lineage: Eukaryota; Viridiplantae; Streptophyta; Magnoliopsida; Solanales; Convolvulaceae.
UUCUUUCACAUCGGAAAAUCUCGAGAUUAGAGGAGAGUUGGGAGAAUGGGUGUGACAGUUAAAACCACUUCUCCUGCGAAGAGCUCUGUCGCAGUUUCUCCUACCAAAUUCGUUGCUGAAAAUGGGAAACUUAAUGCCGAUGCCUUUGUCAACCUUGACCACGGUGACCCAACAAUGUUUGUGCCUUACUGGCAAAAGAUGAGUGAAGGAAGCACCAUAACUUUUCCAGGAAGUCAGUCGCUAAGCUACUUUUCUGAGACAAAGAGCGUAUGCUGGUUUCUGGAGCCGAAACUAGAAGAAGAGAUAAGGCGGCUUCACAGAAUUGUUGGAAAUGCGGCGGUUGGAGAAGAGGAUUGCAUUGUGGUGGGAAGUGGGUCGAGCCAGCUUAUUCAGGCCGCUCUUUACGCACUUUCUUCUCCAGAUCCGGAUCAGCCCAUUUCCGUCGUUUGUGCCGCUCCUUAUUAUUCGUCAUAUCCAGAAAUUGCAAACCUACUAAGAUCGAGGAGCUACAAAUGGGGAGGAGAUGCAAGGAAUUUUGAUAAAGAGGAAGCUUAUAUAGAGCUGGUAACCACUCCAAAUAACCCUGAUGGGGCCAUUAGGGAACCUGUGGUUAAUAGACCUCAAGGAACUGUUAUUUAUGACUUUGCUUAUUAUUGGCCACAUUACACUGCAAUUUCCUCUGCACCUAGCCACGACCUUAUGCUCUUCACCUUCUCCAAGUGCACCGGCCAUGCUGGAUCAAGAAUUGGUUGGGCUAUUGUAAGGAAUAAAGAAGUUGCAAAGAAGAUGACAAAGUUUAUAGAGGUGAGCACAAUUGGGGUAUCCAAAGACUCCCAACUGAGAGCAGCUAAGAUCCUUGGAGUUGUCUCAGAUAGCUGCUUUAGUGGUGAUGACUUCUUUACUUAUAGCCGAAAUAUUUUGAAGGAGAGAUGGCAAAGCUUAAGACAAGUUGUGAAGGGUAGUGAUCUAUUCCAUGUCCAAAAAUAUCCCAUUUUAUACUGCCAUUUUGCCAAAUCCAUGACCGAGACACUUCCAGCUUUUGCGUGGAUGAAAACAAUCAAGGGAGAGGUGGAUUGUGUGGAUCUGCUGAAGGAGCACAAGAUUCUUGCGAGAAUUGGAACCAGAUUUGGCGUUGAAAGCAAUUUUGCAAGGAUAAGUAUGGUGUCCAAGGAUGAGGAGUUUAACACUUUUUUACGAAAGCUCUCAAUCAUCCAAGGAAGAGAUGAUCCCAUUGACGAUGAAAAUCAUACUCAUAUCUAAGGUUUUGAAUGAAGAAUUUGGAGAAAGAUGGAAAAGAGGAUUGAAUUUUUGAAAUAAUGUACAAUGUUUUUCGUGACUUUUUGAAUUUAAUAUUUUUAUAAGUCUCACGCAAUUUACAUUUUAAGCCAAUACAAACAAAUCAUUUUAAUAUGUCAAGCACACAUCAACUAUUUAAAAGAUUUGGUGCUAAUUGUUGCAAAAAAUGGCAAUAGUUAUAAAAACGAAGCUUUCA